Messenger RNA from Aureobasidium namibiae CBS 147.97, 1431 nucleotides. RefSeq lists its product as uncharacterized. The transcript is spliced from 6 exons. The record is from RefSeq and is a predicted model, not a curated record. NCBI's taxonomy places the organism in Eukaryota, Fungi, Ascomycota, Dothideomycetes, Dothideales, Saccotheciaceae. Bases 1 to 1431 code for a protein of 476 amino acids.
AUGACAGACCGUGAGGAAAGACAGAAGAUCUUCGAUCAGACCAUGGCGCGCUUGCACGUCAAGGAACAGGUGCUGGCAGCCAAAGUCGGGAACCUUGACGCCGAGAUGCGUCAAUUCAGAAAAGACCUGGCUGUCUUCCAUGCCAAACGCGACCAUGUCCGUGCUCUCGUGCAGCAGCACCUUCUGGAGCAGCAGCAUCCCGUGGCUCAUGCGUUGAACACCUUCGGCUCGACUCAGAUCGUUGGUGCUCGCUUUCCCAGCAAUCAGGAUGCCCAAUCCGUUGCUCCUGACCUCCUCGACCACGACGAUGAGCCCGUUGCCUCUCCUUUUGCCCUCAAUCAGGACGCUAACCCCAUCGUCGAUGAUGGCGAGUCGCUUUUUAUCCCUGAGCAGCCUCGCAUUCACGAGCAGACCAGCCCUCAGCCCAACGCCCUCAAGCGCCGCUACACUUUCGCCGAAGCCGAGGAGAUCGUGGCCAGGAGAUUCGCUGCCAAAGCAGUAAAGAUUAUGGUCCCAGAAGGCCCGCUAUUUCUGCCCCUGCUGUUCUUCCGCCUGCCGUCUCUGCCCCUGCUACUUUUGCUAUUCUUGGCUCUUCCACCGCAGCCGUUGCCGUUCGUUUUCCUUGCCCUUAUCCCGGUUGCGAUAGAGACUACUCUCGCAGUGACGCUGUCACGAGACGACUUCGAAGUGAGCACCUUGACUGGGACAUCAAAAACAAGAGCGUUAUUCCCAAUUGGUCGAUCUAGAGACAUCUUCCUCGGCACCGCAACCUGCAACCACGACCACAGCACUGAUCAUCUCCACUAUCAGCACCGCAUGCUCCAACUUCUGGACCGGUUCCAGGAGUGGGCCAAGAAAGACCUCCAAGACACCAACUUGCUCAUGUGGAACCUGCCCUUUGACAUCUGGACAGACCCGAUCGGAGGACCAGCUCUGCGCUACAAGAUGACUAUGCAUGAUGGCGUCGACUGCGAGAACUACGGCAGCGAACACUACAUCUCGCACGAAACGAUGACGCACGUCAUGUGGAACGAGGAGACCGAGCAAGACUUCGAGGAGGUCAUGGACGCUCAUUCACGGCAGAUGGCUCGCGAAGAGCAACGUAAGCGUCCUCCCACCAUGCUCCUUUCUCUUCUCAACAACACCACUAUCGACAACAUCACUGCUGUAAACCAGAGCACCAAGACUGAGGACGAACAUGGCAUGGAGUCUGAGAACGAGCACAACCCUCUCCCCCCUGAUCCGUAUCCUCGUGAGCGCGGACGACAAAAGUACAAUCGGAGAGUAGAAGAAGUGACACUAUGGUUUAUGGUGGAGCAGGCUCAGGAUAUGGUGGUGGGGGAUGUAAUGGAGGACCAAGAUGGGGAGCAGAAAAGCAAAUCCACUUUCAAAGAACACAUGAGCGGAAUGGAAUUUGAGCAAGGAGAAUGA